Colletotrichum truncatum is the source of this 1206-nucleotide messenger RNA. RefSeq names its product arrestin domain-containing protein. The record is from RefSeq and is a predicted model, not a curated record. Gene Ontology annotation, cellular component: division septum. Gene Ontology annotation, biological process: division septum assembly. Lineage: Eukaryota; Fungi; Ascomycota; Sordariomycetes; Glomerellales; Glomerellaceae.
AUGGCCGCCUUCGUGAGGGUUUCCGGUCCCCCCAACAGCAGCUUUCUUGUCGGUUACCCUGGCAUUUCUGCGACGCUGCCCCGAGUCGAAGGCAAAGUCGAAAUCCGGCCCUCCCAGGGCUACUCCAUGCCCGUUCCCAUUUCGUUGGUGCGCAUAUGCCUACAGAGGAGAGAAACGAUACACCCCGCCGCCGAGAAUGUCGCAAAGAGACACCUGGGUACGCCGAGAAGGGAGACGACAGAUGUGGUCGGUAAAGAGCUGUUGUUAUUCAGAUGCCAGUCAGGGAAAGAGGCCGAGAGCGUCAUCGCGAUGGACUUGCCCUUCGUCCUGUUUAUACCGUUUGGGAGGGGCGGCGAGGAGACGAACCGACGAAUACCCCCCGCAUCACUACAACUACCAAGCCGAACGGCCGAAACAUACUACGAGCUGGUCGUAACAGUGCAACAAGGCCACACGCUACAAAACAAAUACUCUUUCCCCAUACCGCUGCAGCGAUACGACACCUUAUCAACCUUUGGCAUGUACAACAAGCCCGAAUCGAGGCAAGUUAGCGACGCAAGCGUCGUAACGCUGGGCAUCUCCGUUCCCAAGUGGAGCUAUGGACCUCUCGACCCAAUAACGGUUUAUAUUAAACUAGUACCAAACCCAGACUGGAUGAAGAAAGCGUUAAAAGUCACGAUUCAAAAGAUCACCGUCGCCAUCGAGGAAGAGAUUACCUACAACCCGGAAGGCGACGAGCCGUCGAAGAAGGUUAACAAGAUUGCGAAGAACCAACAAGUGGUAAAUACGAGAAUGCCCGAGGCUGGGUACGCUACAAACUUGGGACUAGUGUUCCCCUCCAAGGACUUGCGCGACCCGGAUGGCAUUAUUCGCAGAGGGAAGCCAGCAUUUCCGCUUUACGAAGUCACAUCCUUCACGACGAGCUCAACAUUAUACAAAAUUGAGUUCUUCUUGACUGUCAAGGCGCAACUCAGCUCUACGAAGGAUCUCACAGUUAGACAACCGUUGGUCAUUUGCCCGAUGGACCAGCAAGCAUGCAAGGAGGAGAUGGACGCCAUUGAGCAGGCCGCGAAAGAUGCGUCGCAUGUUGACCCCAACAACCCCAUGCUGCCGGCACGAUUAAUCGUCCUCUCAAAUGAUCGAGAAUCAUUAAAGACCCUGGGUUUGUGCUUGGUGGCAGGACAAAAGAAGCCGUUGAUUGAGUGA